This is a messenger RNA of Microthlaspi erraticum, 480 nucleotides long. The record is from the annotation of a GenBank genome assembly. NCBI's taxonomy places the organism in Eukaryota, Viridiplantae, Streptophyta, Magnoliopsida, Brassicales, Brassicaceae.
AUGAUCGAUUUAGUGAAGACUGGUCCAGACGGCUCAAACCGAGAAACAGCGUCCAGACUGUGCGGAACGGCCGACCGAGGAACAUCCGUCCACGAUCGGCCAACGUCCGACACUCCAUCCAUCCCGCCUGAACCACGGCCGAGUCACGUACCGACCCGGGAAGCAUCGUCCCGCGGUCGACCAAUCCGAGUCCACGACCAUAAGCCGCGCACGACCCACCGCGCGAGCAGGAGGCAACGCCUCACGACCGUCGGCACAACACGUGUCACACACACGAUCACACCGUCCGACCAGGAAGGCCUCGUCCCACGUCCGGCCAAACCUUCGACCAAUAUCAUCCGUCCGGCCGACCCGACGAACGAACGAAAAUCUCUCGGCCACGAUCGACCCGACCGUGCCGAUAGCCGAUCACACCCGAUAGCCGGCCGAACGUCCCGACCGACCGUCCGAACGGUCCGGUCGACCCGAAGCCGUUUUUGA